CUGGCUGGUCCCCUGUGAGCCCUGAGUGGUGUAGCGAUGGACAGCUGGACCCUCCGGGGGGACAGCUACUCCUUCCUCCGCAGCAGCGCUCCUUGCGUCUUCUCCCUGCUCCACCGUGACGGAACCCCGAACCACGUGGAGAUCUUCGACAUCACCAACAUCCCCAGCCAACGUUCAGCCAUCUCUGAGACCACCUGCCUCUGUGACAUCUUUGGGGACGACUGUGAGUCACUCUCCAGUAGCCCAGCUACAGGGGCCUUCGUCCACCCUCCCGUCCCCCCACCUAGGAGGGAGGCAGCAGUGCCAGGGCAGAGCUCAGAGUUGUCCCCAGUGCUGCCCUGCAUGGUGGAUGAGCUGAACGACUCAACAAGUUCUUACCACACAGCACCAGAGAGAUUUGAGGAUUCUACAGAGAAGCUCAGUCCUCCAACGCAGAGGGAGAAUAAUUAUAAUUUAUCUGAAGGCUGGGAGUCAGGAGCAUUAGCUACUGCACUAAACAACUCAUCCUCAUCGUGGACGUCUAAGGACAUCAGCCCAAGACUAGAACAAGGAAAUACAGCUCCAACACCUGGAUGGAGGACAGAGGACUCCUCACCUGAGGUGCCUAGCCUUACCUUUAACACUACAACACCUUCACCUGGCUACAGUAAUACUACAACACCUUCACCUGGCUACAGUAAUACUACAACACCUUCACCUGGCUACAGUAACACUACAACACCUUCACCUGGCUACAGUAAUACUACAACACCUUCACCUGGCUACAGUAAUACUACAACACCUUCACCUGGCUACAGUAAUACUACAACACCUGCACCUGGCUACAGUAAUACUACAACACCUUCACCUGGCUACAGUAACACUACAACACCUUCACCUGGCUACAGUAAUACUACAACACCUUCACCUGGCUACAGUAAUACUACAACACCUUCACCUGGCUACAGUAACACUACAACACCUUCACCUGGCUACAGUAACACUACAACACCUUCACCUGGCUACAGUAAUACUACAACACCUUCACCUGGCUACAGUAAUACUACAACACCUUCACCUGGCUACAGUAACACUACAACACCUUCACCUGGCUACAGUAACACUACAACACCUUCACCUGGCUACAGUAACACUACAACACCUUCACCUGGCUACAGUAAUACUACAACACCUUCACCUGGCUACAGUAAUACUACAACACCUUCACCUGGCUACAGUAAUACUACAACACCUUCACCUGGCUACAGUAAUACUACAACAUCUUCACCUGGCUACAGUAAUACUACAACACCUUCACCUGGCUACAGUAAUACUACAACACCUUCACCUGGCUACAGUAAUACUACAACAUCUUCACCUGGCUACAGUAAUACUUCAACACCUUCACCUGACAGUAAAGGUUCAGCUUCAUCAGUGGUCCAGCGUUCACCUGCCCCCUCACUACAGUGUAGAGAAACCCACUUGUCACCUAAACCAGAGAACAGAUACUCCAGCCCUUCAUCUGAAUCCGUGGUCCCUGUGCAUUCCAUUGAGGCCAGAGACAGAGCUGUCUCACCUGGAGUCAGAGGCACAGCCUCCUCACCUGGCGAUACAGAUCUGUCUUUACGUGAGACCAGAGUAGCUCAGUGCUUACCUGAACCAAGGAACAUCAGCCCCUCACCUGAGUUAAUUGCCAACCCUUUUUCACCUGAUUACAUAGUGUCAUUUGAACCUAGGGUUAGAGCCAUAACACCUGAGUUAGAGGACUCCGUCAGUACACCUGAGUUAGUGGACUCCGUCAGUACACCUGACAUAGAUGACACCGUCAGUACAGCUGAGUUAGAGGACUCCUUCAGUACACCUGAGUUAGUGGACUCCGUCAGUACACCUGACAUAGAGGACACCGUCAGUACAGCUAAAUUAGAGGACUCUGUUAGUACACCUGAGUUAGUGGACUACAUCAGUACACUUGAGUUAGUGGACGCCAUCAGUACACCUGACAUAGAGGACACCGUCAGUACAGCUGAGUUAGAGGACACCGUCAGUACACCUGAGUUAGUGGAUUACGUCAGUAGACCUGAGUUAGUGGACUCCAUCAGUACACCUGAGUUAGAGGACUACAUCAGUACACCUGAGUUAGAGGACUCCAUCAGUACACCUGAGUUAGUGGACUCCAUCAGUACACCUGAGUUAGAGGACUCCAUCAGUACACCUGAGUUAGUGGACUCCAUCAGUACACCUGAGUUAGUGGAUUCCAUCAGUACACCUGAGCUGAUACCUCACAUGUCCCCUGCAGAGAGAGACCUGAGCUCCUCAGAGGAAGCCCAGAGCACAAUCUCAACACCUGCCCCCAGGUACACCCCUCCUACACCUGUCACCUCCUCACCUGAGCUCAGGUCUACCAGUGCCACACCUGAACUCAAAUCAGCCAGCAUCACACUUGAAUUGAGAUCAACCAGUGUAACACCUGAACUCAGUCUGCUCAGUGUUCAAACUGAACUCAGGUCAGCCAGUGUCACAACUGAAGUCUGUUUAGCUAGUAUCACAUCUAGUUCUGAACUACUCAGGUCAAUGAGUCUCACACCUGAUUUGAAAUCGGAUCCAUCCUCCUCAACUAGCUCAUACCACUCAGGUUCCUCCUCAACCUCAGACACCUGGACAAAAACGUCCUCAAGAACCCCCUCACCUGAAACAAGGUACUAUAGAACCCUAUCAAGAACCCCCUCACCUGAAACAAGGUACUAUAGAACCCAAUCAAGAACCCCCUCACCUGAAACAAGGUGCUAUAGAACCCUAUCAAGAACCCCCUCACCUGAAACAAGGUACUAUAGAACCCUAUCAAGAACCCCCUCACCUGAAACACGCUAUAAUAGGACCCUAUCAAGAACCCCCUCACCUGAAGUAAGGUACACCAGCCCCCCUAUAAAACCCAGGAGCUCAGCGCAGUCACCUGUGAUCAGAAUCACAUCCUCCAGACCUGAGAUAAAAAGAAGAGACCUCACACCUGAGGUACCUGGACAGGUAAAGGCCAAGUCCCUGGACCCUCGGUUCAACUCCUCCUCCCCCCAGGUCUCAGGUAUCACCUACUCCAUCCUCUCCCCAGAAGCCAGGGUCUUGGUGUCAACACCUGAGAUCAAUGGUCUCCUCUCCUCAGCUGAGCCACGAGGCAGAACACACCUGUCACCUGAGAGGAAGAGCACCACCCCUACCAAAGAGAACAGAUGGAACAGUCUCUCACCUGACUCCAUAGGUAGAGGUUCCUCACCUGGAAGCAGAGGUAGCAACUCCUCACCUGAGAUUACAGGGAUAUACAGCUCUAUCGUACAUCUUCCUAAGACUAGAAAAAUAGCUGCAUCACCGCAGCCGCACAGAUAUAAAAACCUCUCACCUGAGUAUAAAACCCCCUCACCUCCGAAGAGUCAAACUGUCUCACCUUAUCCAACAUAUAAAACCCCCUCACCUCUGCCCAGGUACACAGCCCCCUCACCUCUGCCCAGGUACACAGCCCCCUCACCUCUGCCCAGGUACACAGCCCCCUCACCUGGAGUGGAAGCUGCUCGCUCCUCAUCCGAGCUAAACACUUCAGCUGACUCACCUGGAGUAAAGAGUCCUGGCCCCUCACCUGAACGCAGGGCUUUACCUGGCUCACCUGGAGUAAAGAGUCCUGGCCCCUCACCUGAACGCAGGGCUUUACCUGGCUCACCUGGAGUAAAGAGUCCUGGCCCCUCACCUGAACACAGGGCUUCACCUGGCUCACCUGGAGUAAAGAGUCCUGGCCCCUCACCUGAACGCAGGGCUUUACCUGGCUCACCUGGAGUAAAGAGUCCUGGCCCCUCACCUGAACGCAGGGCUUCGCCUGGCUCACCUGGAGUAAAGAGUCCUGGCCCCUCACCUGAACGCAGGGCUUCACCUGGCUCACCUGGAGUAAAGAGUCCUGGCCCCUCACCUGAACGCAGGGCUUUACCUGGCUCACCUGGAGUAAAGAGUCCUGGCCACUCACCUGAACACAGGGCUUCGCCUGGCUCACCUGGAGUAAAGAGUCCUGGCCACUCACCUGAACGCAGGGCUUCACCUGGCUCACCUGGAGUAAAGAGUCCUGGCCACUCACCUGAACGCAGGGCUUCACCUGGCUCACCUGGAGUAAAGAGUCCUGGCCACUCACCUGAACGCAGGGCUUCGCCUGGCUCACCUGGAGUAAAGAGUCCUGGCCACUCACCUGAACGCAGGGCUUCGCCUGGCUCACCUGGAGUAAAGAGUCCUGGCCACUCACCUGAACGCAGAGCUUCACCUGGCUUACCUGAGAGGCGUGUUGGUGGCCUAUCAGAGCGACUCAUUACUAACGGCACCUCAAACCCAUUGGGUAAUCACCUUUCUCAUGACUUCAGGGAAACAUCACCUACUGAAGAGAGUAGAGAGAUCACCUCUUCACCUGUACUAGGAGAAAUCCCAGUCCCCUACAACUUCUCUGCCCACUCACCUGAGAUCAUAAACAUCACACCUGAAAUCAGAAACUUCAUACCUGAAAUCAGACCCAUCUCACCUGAUCCCACUGCUUCUUCAAGAGGAAGGGGCCCCUCCCUUUCACCUGACCACGGGGUCACAGGUAACUCACCUGUCCAGAGACUGGAUGAUCUGGAGCCUAAACAUCCAGCCUCGUCUCUAACCCCUGACCUUAGUGACAGCAGCAACCCCUCACAGAAGUCUCCUACACCUAAGCACCCAUGUAGAGAAACCUCACCCAACCCAAGGAAUAAAACCAUGGAUAGGCUAACUGAAGAAGACAUGGCUCAUCGUAUGGGUAAGGAAAACACCCCUUCUCCUCCCCUCACCAGGUUCACUCCAGUACACAUCAUACCCCCGGUCCCUGGGAGGCCACAUGGCCACUGGGGAAACAGGAAUCACAGACCCCCUGAGACCCAGGCCAAUAAGGUCAUAAUGGAGUCUGAGAACAUGAUGGAGUCUGUCACAGAGGGUGUGACAUCCAGGGGAAGCCCCACUUUUUCAUCUGUUGACAGUAACACCAGGGCCUACGACAGCCAAUCACACCUGGAAAGGUUGGAAAGGGAGAGGGAGCGGGAGAGGGAGGAGGAGAGGGAGAGAGAUGGGGAAGAGGAGGAGGAGGAGAGGGAGAUGUGGGAGAUGCAAGAUAGGGAUAGAGAGAGGCAGAGGGAAAGAGAAUGGAACAGGGAGAGGGAGAUGGAGAUAAGGGAAAGGGAGAAGGAGGAGAGGGAAAGAGAGAUGGAGAGGCAGAGGGAGGAAGAGAGUGAAAGAGAGAGGGAGAGGAAAAGGGAGGAGGAGAGGGAAAGAGAGAGGGAGAGAGAGGAAAGGCAGAGACACAGGGAGGAAGAAAGGGAGAGGGCAAUGGAGAGGGAGAGGGAGUGGCAAGCGGAGAGGGAGAGGGAGAGGGAAAGGGAGAGGCAGGGGGAGGAGCGGGUGCCUGGAAAGGGGGAGGGAAGGCAGGAGCAGGCCAGUUACAAGGGGGAACAGGUUGACCUGUCAUUCAGUGUCAGGAAUAGAAAAGGGCCUGCAAGCCGCGAAGCAGCUCCCACAAGCAGAGAGAGUCGGCAGGGAAUGCCAGCAGCGCGCUCCUAUUCAGAGAGCCUGCUCACCACCAGACUACAGCAGAUACAACAGCUACAUCAGCAACAACACGGUAUACUGCACAGAGUUGCACACAGCUCCCAGCCAGAGACAGCCAGAGGAGGUGGACCGGGACCCACCAAGAAGAUUCAGCCCCAGCCCAAGUACAAGCCUGCGAUAUCCCAUCUCGGGAGCUCCGUUCCUGGAUGCGUCUCAGUCGACGGCCCCAGCUCCAGCAUGGGCAGCAAGCUGGAUGAGGAGGACAACGAGGUGAAGUGGUUCAGUGACGUGGCCUUCCGCAGCCUGUCCUCUGGAUCCCCUCAGGUGGACUACCUGGACAUGUACAACUCCAGCCACUGCUCCUCCACCGGAGCCUCCCAGCCUUCCAUCCAGGACAGCCCAGCAGGGGCUAAUGCAGCCUGGUUGGCCUACGCCGACCUCAGAGGGUCUGCUCCACGGCUGGACAAUGAAGACUUCCCAGUCCCACGCCAGCAGCAGCAGCCCUCCUCUGGGGCUUAUUAUCCACCCCAUGACGACCUGGACCCAUCCAAAAAAUAUGAGAUGGGCAGUUACGAGUGUGUGGACAUGGCUGUGGAGAGAGAGGAGCCCAAGAAGGUACGGAGAGGAGUGCCCAAGAGACAGAUCCAGCUGAAGAGAAGGAAUACGGCCGAGCUGAAGAUGGGUGAGAACAGCAAUGGUAGUCCUGUCAUGGUUCCUAGUCCUGUAAUGGUUCCUGUGGUUCCUGUGGCUUCUAUUGUUCCAAUGGACAGUCCUUCUCUACAGAGACACAACAGAGAGACGUUGCAGAGACAACACAGCACUCCUCCGGCCUUGCAGGAAGCCUACUGCCCGGAACCCAGCCCUGAACCUGCCACCGAGAGGACUGAGCAGACCAAGAGGAAUGGCAAGCUCCAGAAGUCUUUGUCCCUGGACGAGACAUGUACCAAAACCAAGAUGGCCACCUGCCUGAUCAACAACAUCCUCUCUAAGAAGAUGCAGAAUGUUGGUAAACAAACUGACCAGGAAGGAGAAGGAGGUGACCUCAGCCCCUCUGAGGCCAACACCUCUCCUCCCCCUGAGAGUGAGGCGUCAACCCUUAAAGAGUCCACAAAACCAGAGACACCGAAUCUGAGUUCCAACAUAAAUUCAGACGACAGUUUUUCUUCUGAGCACCUGGCUGUGAGAAGAGAGACCAGCCCAAACACUGACGUAAACAGACAACAGAGAAGUUUCGGAGUGAAAUCCAGUGUUAGACCAAUGAACCAUACUAUUAAUACUAACUCCACUUCUCUACAGCGAAGCAACAAGAGGCCUGGACCUACCAGCAUAACCCCUGAGAUGAGUCCCGACGCACAUUUUGCUCCAGUUACCUUUCCUCGGAGAAGCAACGAGAGAAUUGAAUCUCACAGCAACAGAAGCCCUAACCAUGUUAGCCCUUGGAUGAGGUCUGAGCCCCCUACUACUAGUUGUCCUCAGAGAAACAGUGACAGAACUGAGUCUCCUGCCAGAAACCCAAACUCUUGGAGAACUGACCCGGUCAAACCUGAGAUGAGGUCUGAACUGGUGUUCCCGUUUGAGAGUAAAAAACCCACAGAGAAGAACGCCAGGAUGGGGGGUAAGCAGACACAUGACAGUAAAUGGAGGGAUGAGUGGGAUGACAGUAAACGGAGGGAUGAGAGGGAUGACAGUAAAUGGAGGGAUGAGAGGGAUGACAAACAGGCAGGUGACUCAGCAGAUGCAGCUGCCCGGAACACCAGCGUUCCCGCUGCCACCCGAGCCAUCAGCACGCAGGCAGGAAUGACAAACACAAAGCUGGAAUACCCCUCUGACUCAGAAAACCAUAAACAUCCUAGCGUCAAGAGCACCUACAUGUCCAAAACACCAGAGAUCACUCUGAAACCCAGCCCUGUUACAGAGAUAAAGAAAACCUCUUCUCUCAACAUCUCACUGUUGCCCGAGAUGGAAACUAAACCUGAGGGUAACCACGAGACUGCCUCCCCUGGGAGGACCUGUCAGAGAGAAACAACAGAAGAAGACAGGACAAUGGAGACUUCAGAUACAGAAACCAGAGAUGAAGACAGGAGAAUAGGGACUUCACAUAGAGAAACACGAGAAGAAGAGAAGGGGGUGAUUACCUUGAACAAGAUGAAUGAACAGACUGUGAAUAUGGAUGCCAAUAGGAACAGUAAAGUCAAAGCUCCCAUGCACAAAGUGAGAGAUGUGAGAAGGCUGGUGAAAAACACAUACAACCUGUCGUUCAAGGCCAUUCCAGCACCAGAGAAGGAGGAGAGGAGGGAGGAGAGGAGAGAGGAACAGAGACAGGAAAGGAGGGAGGAGAGAAAAGAGGAAAGGAGGGAAGAGGAGAAAGAUGACAGAGUGGAAAGGAAAGAGGGGAGGUGUGAAGAGAUAAUAGUAAUGAGAGAAGAGAGGAAAGAGAAAAAGCUACCACCUCACCUAAUAUCUCUCCAGAAAGAGGAAAAGCUACCACCUCACCCAACAUCUCCCCAGAAAGAGGAAAAGCUACCACCUUACCUAAUAUCUCUCCAGAAAGAGGAAAAGCUACCACCUCACCCAAUAUCUCUCCAGAAAGAGGAAAAGCUACCACCUCACCCAAUAUCUCCCCAGAAAGAGGAAAAGCUACCACCUCACCCAAUAUCUCUCCAGAAAGAGGAAAAGCUACCACCUCACCCAAUAUCUCUCCAGAAAGAGGAAAAGCUACCACCUCACCCAAUAUCUCUCCAGGAUGAAGAAAAGCUACCACCUCACCCAAUAUCUCUCCAGAAAGAGGAAAAGCUACCACCUCACCUAAUAUCUCUCCAGAAAGAGGAAAAGCUACCACCUCACCCAAUAUCUCUCCAGGAAGAAGAAAAGCUGAUGCAGAUAGAAUUCAAAGCUAUCAGCUGGAGAGAAAACAAAAACAAAACAAUAACAACGUCCAACAAAACAGACAGAGAAACGUCCAGAGGCAAACCUAAGCCUGAUUCUUUACAGCAGGUGUCCAAAGGACCCCGGGACCUCUCUGAUGUAGCACCUAAGAGUUGCGCAACAGAGGAAGUAGCUGUGACAGAGACAGAGUCAAACCAACACAAGAUCCCUGUACAGGACACUGUCAAAACAGAAACAGGCAACACCAAGGUGAAACCCAGUGAAACAGAGUCAACGAGAGUAACCAGGAGACACCGAAGUCUAUCAGAGUCUAGUGACAAACCUGAAGUGGUGAGAAGAGAUACCAAGCCACCUAUGCUGGGCAGCAGCCCUAAACUCCCCAGUAAAGACAGAAGAGUGUCUUGUGCUUCUCUGGUGCUACAGGAUGGAUCCAAUAAGCCUAAGUCAUUCUCAGCCUUAGUUCCUGCCUGCUCCCCAGCUCCAGCUCCAGCAUUCCCAGUCACAGCUCCAACCCUGGCCUCCUCACCCUCACUUGGUCCCAAAACUUCGCCAGCCCCAGCUUCUCCUCCAGCACCAGCCUCAUCCCCAGUUCUAGGCACUCCACCUUCCACUGUCCCCACCAAGACCCCCACCCCUACCCCCAGCCACUCUGUGUCCAUACUGGUCAAGGAGAAGGGCUACCAGGCAGAUAUUGGGUCUUUGGUCUCUGAGGCUGUGUCAGAGGCCAUAACAAGAAGUGGGCGUGAAGGUGGGGUUGGAGGUGGGCGUGAAGGUGGGGUUGGAGGUGGGGGUGGGGGUGGGGGUGGAGGCGUCCCAGGGAAACAUAUCAACCAAAUAGAGAUCCCUCUUCAGACCCGUGGACCCUCAGAUGGGGGUACGAGUGACUCACACAGACAGAGAACUUACUCGUCCUCUUCUACAUCCUAUGUGAAAGCAGCGUCAUCCGUAUCAUCCUCAAGCACUGUGAAAGAAACCUCAUCCUUCUCUUCGACCUCUGUCAAUGCGUCAACCUCCGCAUCGUCUUCUGUGAAUGCAUCAACCUCAGCCUCAUCCUUUUCCUCAUCUUCCGUCAAUGCAUCAGCCUCUUCCUCUCAUACCCUUUCGGCCCCAAAUUCUCCUAGGCUUCGAAGAGACUCUGCUCAAAUGGAUGACAGUGUUAGGACCCCUUCGAAUCAGGAGAGGGUUAGUGUCAGAGCCACGGUCAGAGACAUAGAGCAACGCACGUCAUCAUCACCACCACCCUCACAGAGGAAAACACAGGAAGACACUGCUGAAAAAGAGACGGUGAAGAAAUCAACCUACUCACCUAAGUUACCAGGCUCGCUACCAGGCUCACCAGCACUGAUGAGAACAUACCAACCACAGGUGAUCGAGGUGAAGUCGUUGUCCAAAGAAACACAUAAACAAGAUAAACAAGAGAAGAGCAUCACGUCAAGCACCAGACCGCAAACUAUAGAGGUUCACUCAAUAGCCAACAGUCCGCCAGUGGUACUGAAACCAAAGUUCAAACCGACAGAUGCAAAUUCACUGUCCAAUGAAACACAGCAGACACCAGUGGAGGCAGCAACAUCAGCCUUCAAACAACACACCGAAAAGGAGAGACCUGUGAACAAUGAGAAACCAUCAACUUCAGCUACGACUAUCCACAGACAUCUAUCGAACGAUUCGACACCACCGUCUAACUACAAUAAAAAGUUAGCUGUUUCUGCAGUGUCCAGCUACAGGCCUCCACCUAACAAGACAACAAUCAUCGCUAAUUUCUCUCACAAACCAGCGUCAACAACAGCAGACACAGAGACAUCCAAUGAAAGGCCAAAGCAACCAGAGGCAUCAACCCAGGGACAAGGAGAGGCCCCCAGCUACACACAGAGACCCACAACCCUCACAGUCUCAGCUCCAGCUCCAGCUUCAGCCCCAGCUCCGAACCAAGCCCCUGCUGCCCCAGCUCCUGCCCAAGUCCCUACCCAUGCCCCUGCCCAAGUCCCUACCCAUGCCCCUGCCAAAGGCUCUACCAAUGCCCCUGCCCAAGUCCCUACCCAUUCCCCUGCCAUACACUCAAACCAGCCAGCUGUUGUGGAUAUAACCAACCACCUGCAGCAUCCAAAAACAACAACAGCGUACCCUCAGGAGCAAACUAUGCCGGUUACCUUCAACAAUACAAACCAACCUGCCACGGUAUCCACAAACACACAGGCUCCCGUAUACACACACCACAUACACACACAGCAGCCCAUACACAGAUCCUUGUCCAGCGACCACUCGCAGAGGGCAGACGACCUGCGUUUCUACGCAUCAGAUGACCCCCCUAGUUACGACGAGAGAGAGAGGUUCAGCCCCCUCCACCUACCUGACCUGCCCCAGAGGAAGCUGAACCGCUACCACCCCUCCUCUUCCUUCUCCUCUGCCUCCUCCCGUCCCCCUCCCUGCUCCUGCACCUCUGGCUGCCCCUCCCACGGCCUUACACCCCCUCACCACCACCACUCCCCCCACACCCCUCCCUUCCCCUUCCCCUCCCCCUCCCACUCCCCCGGUCAACCCCCUCUCCGCCUACACCAGUGCAGAGCCGAUCCCCAUUCUCUGAGAUCAAUCGGCUACCAGCCCAGCUCUCCCAAAUCAUCCACCCUCCCCAGCCCCACCCAGCCUCCUCCAGGCAUGUACCAGUCCCUUCACCAACCCCACCCCUCCAUACUCCAGCCCUGCCUGGCUGACCGCCCUCUCCAGCACCCCCAACACAUGGAACCCCGUCGGGCCCCCACUCUCCACUGCUCCCCCCAGGGCCAGCCAUCUGUCUCCGGGGGCCCCUACAGUGACCUCAGCCACUCUCCCAACCUGCCCCCUAUGGACCCUCAGUACUUGUGCAGCUCACAGAGCCUAGGGCCAUCCUAUGGAUCUGAUUAUGGGAGUCUGUCUGGGUCUGACUACCCAGACAGUACAGGUGGUCUGGGGUACGGGCAAACCCCUCGCAGGGUCCUCAUGGAUCCUGACACGGGGAAGUAUUUCUACAUUGAGGUGCCUGUGCAGCCACUGAGGAAGAUGCUGUUUGAUCCAGAGAUGGGCCAGUACGUGGAGGUACUCAUGCCUCAGAGUACCAUGUCUCACUCCGGCCUUUACCCUCCCUUGGCCGCCCCCUACUCCACCACCUCAGCGGCCCCCUACUCCUCCAUCCACAACCCCAACAUAUAUUCCCCUGCCCCCCAGUACCUUCCCUAUGGCCCCCCUCCUCCUGCACCUCACCCCCAGUCCCAGCCCCAGCCACCCCGCCACCCAGAGGCUCCAGCCCCAGGGACGAUGCACCAGAAUGGGGCUCAGGUCGGCUACGGGUCCAAGCCGGAGCCCCAGAAUCAUGCACCUCUGGACCAGAGCUACCUGGAUAGCAUGUACUACGUCCCUACAGGCAUGAACACUAGCCCCCCGGACUGCUACCACAAACAACCCUCCAGUCUGCCCAACGCGGGGGGGAAGAGGGCCUGAAAUAGUCGUCUUCCUGGUGCCUGUACGGUCUCAGAAUACAGCCAUGCCAGGUUGUAUAUGAGGAGGUAUAAUGUAAGCCUCAGGCCUUGUUGUUAGCUUUGUUUCUCUGGCAACUGGACUGGAGUGAAUGAUUCUUUAAAUGUGGUUGUUUGUUGUUUUGUUGUUUAUGUUCUUCGCUGCUUUUUAUUUGCCUGGUUGCCUGAUUAUGUUAGCUUUUUAGGCAUUGAUUUGGUAAGAGAAAAAAACUAUUAUCGUGUUAGAAGGUCCUUGAUGAUAUUUCUGGGAUUUCUAAUUAUAUUUUUCUUCGACAAAAACCAAAAAUCUAAAUGUACUACUGGUUACCUAAAAGCCAUCAGGUUAUCUUAUCCAUUCUCAUAGAUUAUUCAUUCAAUCUAAACACUUACUGUUUGCAUUUACAUUACGUUUAGAUACAUGUUUCAAUGCAUACGUCUAAUAUUUGAAAUAAAUUCACCUUGUAUUAAAACCAAUAUCUCCUAAAGACUUGAAACUGCUAUUUGGGAAGAUCUCAUGUAUGUGAUAUUUUUCUCUGUUUAUCAUUGAAUGAAUAGGUUUUGUUCACAAAGAAGCUGCAAUGACACUAAUAAAAAUGUGUAAGAUAUUGAAUGUAAUAAAACUACUGUA
This is a messenger RNA of Salvelinus fontinalis (brook trout), 12558 nucleotides long. Its product is annotated as serine/arginine repetitive matrix protein 2-like. NCBI's taxonomy places the organism in Eukaryota, Metazoa, Chordata, Actinopteri, Salmoniformes, Salmonidae. The transcript has a single exon. The record is from RefSeq and is a predicted model, not a curated record. Gene Ontology annotation, cellular component: nucleoplasm. The coding region runs from base 37 to 11916 and encodes 3959 amino acids.